Molecule: messenger RNA, 729 nt
Organism: Thlaspi arvense
Lineage: Eukaryota; Viridiplantae; Streptophyta; Magnoliopsida; Brassicales; Brassicaceae
Source: the annotation of a GenBank genome assembly
AUGGUUGAAGCAAUGAAGAAAGUUGCAGCUCUUAAUGUGGAACUCACAAUUGAAGAGAGGAACUUGUUAUCUGUUGCAUACAAAAAUGUGAUUGGUGCAAGAAGAGCAUCAUGGAGGAUCCUCUCAUCGAUCGAGCAGAAAGAAGAAUCGAGAGGAAACGAACAGAACGCAAAGAGGAUCAAAGACUACAGGACAAAGGUUGAAGAUGAGCUCUCCAAGAUCUGCUACGACAUUUUAGCUGUCAUCGAUAAGCAUCUUGUCCCAUCCGCAACUGCAGGAGAAUCCACUGUUUUCUACUACAAGAUGAAAGGAGACUAUUUCAGAUACUUGGCUGAGUUUAAGUUUGGUUCUGAUCGAGAAGAAGCUGCUAAUCAAUCACUCAAGGGUUAUGAAGCUGCAACGGCUACAGCUAGCUCGGAGUUAGGUCCUACUCAUCCGAUAAGACUCGGUUUAGCUCUCAAUUUCUCGGUCUUCUACUACGAGAUCUUGAACUCUCCUGAACGGGCUUGUCAUUUGGCGAAGCAAGCGUUUGAUGAAGGUAUUGCUGAGCUGGAUAGUCUUAAUGAAGACUCUUACAAAGACAGCACACUUAUCAUGCAGCUUCUUAGAGAUAACCUCACUUUAUGGACCUCUGAUUUAGAGGAAGGAGGUGAACAAUCUAAAGGAGACAAGCCACAAGAUGAGGUAAGCAAAGCAAAUCUAAAAAAGCUUUUUACACUUUUUGGUUAA